Molecule: messenger RNA, 745 nt
Organism: Ananas comosus (pineapple)
Lineage: Eukaryota; Viridiplantae; Streptophyta; Magnoliopsida; Poales; Bromeliaceae
Exons: 5
Coding region: 236-745 (169 amino acids)
Source: RefSeq, a predicted model, not a curated record
CCUGUCUCAGAUCCGUCCCCGCUUCUCAGAUCGGAGAGACGUCCUCCCUGUCUCAGGUCCAGAUCGCUCUCUUCCUCCUCUCUCUCCUCCGCCAAAUCGUUUUAGAUCUCCGUUUCCGCGCCCUCAUUCCUCCCGAUCUCUUCGAUCCCCAUGAGAAUUGUGGAUCCGAUCCGUAGAUCCUGACGCUCACCCCGCGCGUCGUCUCCUCGUCGAUCCAGGGGAUCUCGCCGCGGCCAUGGCGGGCGCCGCCGGAGGCUUCGUCACGCGCUCCUUCGAGUCCAUGCUCAAGGAGUGCGCCGCCAACAAGAAGUACGCUCCGCUUCAGAAGGCCAUCCAAACAUGUCUCGAUAAUAUGAAGGAGACAAAUCAAGUGCCACAGGCUGAUGAAAAGGAUCAGACUGGUGCUUCGGCAGCAGAUCAGAGAGUCGACAGUGAUGAAGCUGUCAAGGGGGAAUAUACUGAGGGGGGUCUGCAGCCCGGAUCAGCAACUGAGGAAGGAACUGCCAUCCCAAAACCUGUGGAGAACUGCGAACCGAUCACAUCAGCUUUAGCGUGUGCUGGCCGCAUCUUCUCCUUAUUAUCUUCAUAUUUGACUUGUAAUUCCAUAGCUGCUGAACUUUGGAAAAGUAAUUGUGCUGUUACUAAUACUUUGCCUUAUUUUCUUGGGAACUUAAACAUGGGUAGCCUAUUCUUUUCCAUUGUAGGGUUGUUAAAUGGGUGGGCUACAACUGAUGCUCAGCUGUAA